Messenger RNA from Prunus persica (peach), 1487 nucleotides. RefSeq names its product ethylene-responsive transcription factor ERF027. Bases 421 to 1116 code for a protein of 231 amino acids. Lineage: Eukaryota; Viridiplantae; Streptophyta; Magnoliopsida; Rosales; Rosaceae. The record is from RefSeq and is a predicted model, not a curated record. Gene Ontology annotation, biological process: regulation of DNA-templated transcription. The transcript has a single exon. Gene Ontology annotation, molecular function: DNA binding; DNA-binding transcription factor activity.
AUUAUGAAAAGAAAGAGGGAGAUGAAGAACAAAUUUGAUACGUGAGUCUGACUGACCGGACCAGAUCGGUACCACCAGCUAAUCACUAGCUAACUUUACUCUAAAUUAAUACGUGUGCGCUCUGUGGCCUCACCUCACCUCACCUCAUCUCACAUCACCACCAUCUCACUCGUUAAUAAAAAGUACUAAUUAUUUACACUCUUUUGUCACACCACCAUACCAUUACCCAUACAUAGAAAAAGUCAGAAAAAAUAAAACAAAAAAAGCAAUUAGGUCAUCUCCGCGAUUGCCCCACGCUUUUUACAAAAACAAAAACCCCGUUUAUAUAUGCAUUCUCAUGACGGGACCAUGGUCAUGAAUUCAUAAAUAUAUAUAUACAUCAUACAUGCACAACUUGUAUGUGUAGUUGAUAUAUUAUUUAUGGCCGAUCCGUAUCGUAACGUGCCCAAAAGUGACCAACCAACUCCAACCUCCAAUUCUUCCAACCCUGCCUUUAUACUACUUCCUCCUCCUGCUCCUCCUGAUCCUACUCCUCCAGCAGCACACGAUCGAGACUGCUCAUCUUCCCCCAGACCCGGGCCCACGGGCGCCUCCACAUCGUCAUCGCCCAGGGGCCACCCCGUGUACAGGGGAAUCCGGUCCCGGAGCGGGAAAUGGGUGUCCGAGAUUCGGGAGCCGCGUAAGACGACGCGCAUAUGGCUUGGGACGUACGCCAAGCCGGAGAUGGCGGCUGCUGCUUACGACGUGGCGGCGAUCGCUCUGAAAGGACCUGAUACGGCGCUGAACUUCCCCAACUUGAUUCUUACGUAUCCGAUACCGGCUUCCUCUGCUGCGAGUGACAUACGCGCUGCGGCGGCUAGGGCAGCUCAGUCGAGGGCGGAGAUGAUAUCUGCUGGCGAGAGCGGAGGGAGAUCGGAGCCGGGUGGGGUAAAAACUGAGGAGGGUAGGGUUGGGCAGGAUGAGGAGGAGGAGGAGUUUAUGGAUGAGGAAGCGCUUUUAAAUAUGCCGAAUUUGCUGGUGGACAUGGCGGAGGGAAUGCUGGUGAGCCCCCCGAGAAUCUCUUCCGAGGACUCGCCUGGGAAUUCCGAUGGAGGAGAAAAUCUCUGGAGCUAUUAAUUGAUUUAGUUUUCUUUGAAUGCUUUUUGGAUUAUUAUUCAGGAAUCAAUAAGCAAAUUUGUUGGUGGAUAUCAUCAGUGGUUUGAGCUUAAUUCGGACGAAAAUUAAGGGUAUGAUUCUCUUCUGUGUGUGUGUAUUUUUGUGGAAUAAUUUUUGUACAACGAUAUAUGCAUUUAGAUGCUAGCUUCAUCUCUACUGCAGCUGAUUUGUGUUGUACUAGCUCUUGGAAUUAAUGGUUAACUGGUCGAUUUUGUUACUAUCCUUAAUUUGCCCUAUAAGAAGGAAGAAAAUUUGCUGCUUGCUGUAACUAGUCUACAUGUUGAUGGAUGGAUGGUAUAAAAUCUUCCAAAAUCUGCUCCUCAAUUUUCUUA